AUGGUUCAAACAUUAGAGGAAAUCAAGGGUGGAGGAGGGUCCAUAAGGGUGGGAACCACUGGCACAAUCAGUGCCCUAAUGUCAAGAGAAUUGGAUUCCAUAAAACCAGCUUCUCAGACCCCAGAAACAAGCAGAAACAAGGCUCCUUCGGUCUGUGCUUUCGUGGUUGGUGAUGCUACGAGUCCUAAACGGGUGAAAUCAAGAACGGUGUCAGCAGAUGAAGCGAGCAGCAGCGGUGGAAAUCAGAGAAGCCCCGAUGAAACGGUUUGCAAGACGAGGAACUACCAUAGGAGGACUAACCAAAUUCCUAUAUUGGAAUCGUUGGAUAACGUCUCUGUGGAUGGGACACCAGUAAGACAGAAAGGGGAAAAAAAGGAGCUUACAUGGUGGAAAUUGUGGACAUAA
This is a messenger RNA of Ipomoea triloba (trilobed morning glory), 405 nucleotides long. RefSeq lists its product as uncharacterized. Bases 1 to 405 code for a protein of 134 amino acids. The record is from RefSeq and is a predicted model, not a curated record. NCBI's taxonomy places the organism in Eukaryota, Viridiplantae, Streptophyta, Magnoliopsida, Solanales, Convolvulaceae. The transcript has a single exon.